GCGUUUAAAGAAAUAGUUUUGCUGAAAAGUGGCGGUGAUGGAAGAGAGGUGAAUAUUUGCGGAUUUACAAGUAGUGCUACGUAUAUGUUGCUUGAUCGUGGGCGGAUAGAAUAUCCAAAAUGCCUUCGGAAAAGCGACGUACAAAAGAAGACACAUGGAAAGAGGCAGAUUUGAAAAAAUCUAUCAAGGAUGCUCACAAAGAUUCUGAGAGAAGAUCAAAAGAUGAUCGAGACAAAAGAAGAGAUAGGGAUAAAGAUCGAGACAGGGACAGAGAUAAAGAAAGAGACAGGGAAAGGGAAAAGGACAGAGAUAGGGAUAGAAAAGACAGACACAGAGAAAAUGGAGAUUCAGGCAGUAGAGACCGUAGGAAAGAUGACAGAGACAGGAAAGAUAGAGAUAGAAAGAAAGAAGAGGAAAGCAAGAGACGCGAUGACAAAGACAGAGACAAAAACAGAGACAGAGAUCAUGAAAGCAGUAGCCGUCACCGCGAUGACCGACGUUCUAAGGAUGAUGACCGCCACAGGAGCAGCAGGGACAAAGACAACCGAGACAAAGAGGAUCGAAAAAGAAAAGACGAUGAUCAUCGGCGUGACGACAAGCGUGGCGGCAAGGAUGAGGUAAAUGGUGAUAGAGAAAAGAGAAGCGGUCACCACAGGGAACGGGAUGAUAGUGAUAGGAAACACAGGGAUCAGGACAGGGAGAGAAAACAUAGGGAAGAGGGGGAGAAACAUGAGAGAGAGCAUAAACGUCAUGGGGAGGGGGAGAGAUCUAGGGAGAGAGACCGAGAGAGAGACAGGGAGAGAGAUAGUAGACACAGAUCACAGGAGAAUAGAAAGGAGGACAGUAGAGAUGACCGACACAGGAAAUCAAGAGAUCAUGACUCCAAGGAAAGGAGGAAAGAGGAUGACAAAAGGAAAGAAGACAGAAGGAGAGAUGAUGACAGAAGAGAGAGGAGAAAAGAUGAUGACAGAAGAGAUAGAGACAGAGAGAAGGACAGAGAAAGAGAAAAGGAGAGAGAGAGAGAAAAAGACAAAAAUCGAGAAAAAGACAGAGAUAGAGAAAAAAGAGACAGAGACAGGGAUAAAGAUAGAGACAGAGAAAGGGAUAGAGAUAGGGAUAGAGAUAAAGACAGAAGAGAGAGAGAUAAAGACAGAGACAGAAGAGAGAGGGAUAAAGAAAGGGAUAGAACCAAAGACAAGGAGAGAGAUAGAGACGGGGAGAAGGAUAGAGAUAAAGAAAGAGAUAGGGAGAGGGAUAGAGGCAAGGAGAGGGAUAGAGACAGGGAAAGAGAUAGAGAUAGAGACAGAAGCUCCAGAGAUGAGGACAAAGGCAGAGAAAGAAACAAAGACAGGAGUUCCAGAGAUGACAAGCGAGAGGAGAAGUCAUCUAGUUUUAAGGCAAGCAAAGAGGAAGAGUCUAGCACAGUGAUCGAGGAAGUUUCGGAAAAGUCAGAGCUGAAAGAGGAGAAGGAAGUAAAAUGGGGUGGUGCAGAUGAUGCGGGUGCUGACGAGGAAGAGCAGGGUUACGAUGAUUAUGAUGAUGACUUUGAGGAUUAUGAUGAUGACUUUGAAGAUGAAGAAGAAGAUUCUGCAGAUGCUAGAGCUGUAAGUAUCUAA
Molecule: messenger RNA, 1616 nt
Organism: Lingula anatina
Lineage: Eukaryota; Metazoa; Brachiopoda; Lingulata; Lingulida; Lingulidae
Product: cytoplasmic dynein 2 intermediate chain 1
Biological process (GO): intraciliary transport
Cellular component (GO): cytoplasmic dynein complex
Molecular function (GO): dynein heavy chain binding; dynein light chain binding
Source: RefSeq, a predicted model, not a curated record